This is a messenger RNA of Dreissena polymorpha, 2711 nucleotides long. RefSeq names its product microsomal glutathione S-transferase 3-like. Gene Ontology annotation, cellular component: nuclear envelope; membrane; endoplasmic reticulum. The coding region runs from base 157 to 588 and encodes 143 amino acids. The transcript is spliced from 5 exons. The record is from RefSeq and is a predicted model, not a curated record. Lineage: Eukaryota; Metazoa; Mollusca; Bivalvia; Myida; Dreissenidae. Gene Ontology annotation, molecular function: glutathione peroxidase activity; glutathione transferase activity.
UAAAUUCAACAGGUUUACUGGUUAUUUACUGAGUUAAACUGCGAAAUUGCGACAAAAAAAAACUGAUGUUUCCUGAGGCUUAAUUUUCGUUGAAAAUUAAGCGUCUCGCGACUUGGGAAAAUGAUUCAACCGGUGUUAUAGUAAACAUACGUGAUCAUGGACGUAAUUUUUAGCAUUUCUAGUGACUAUGGCUAUGUCAUCAUUGUUAUUUGUUCCACAUGGGUACUUCUUAACUGGCUUGAGGGUAGAGUCUUUCAAGCACAUCGUAAAUAUGAAGUGCCGUACCCCAAGAUGUACAUAGAGCCAUAUAACCAUGUCUUCAACUGCAUACAGAGGGCCCAUCUAAACACACUGGAAGGGUACCCUACAUUCCUGGUGUUCAUAGUGUUUGGUGGUCUUAUUUAUCCUCGUCUGAACGCCAUAGCUGGAGUAAUUUGGGUGGCAGCUAGAGUUGCAUACGCCAUGGGAUACUACACUGGGGACCCAGAGAAGCGCAUGUGGGGAGCCUUUGGCUACAUUGGCCUUCUCAUCAUGCUCGUCAGCAACAUCAUCCUGGGCUUGAAGCUGCUUGGAGUGGUUGCCAUGUGAACAACUGGCUGUAGUGUCAUGUGUCUGAUUGUGCUACAAGGGACAAGUGCACUGAUUUCACACUGGGUGGUUCAGUGUUUGAUUGAAUGAAUAGUAAUGUAAUCUAGACCUGUAUACUCAGUGCUCAAGAUAAAAUGCAUGUACUCAUAAAUACUAUAGACUCUUAAGAUCACAGUAUCACAUGCAAAGGAAUGUUUUUCCAUCAUAUUGAUUUGUUUCUUUUUCUAGAGAACUUUUUUGUUUACAUAUAUUAAAGAUAUAAAUUGCAAUAUUUAUCAUUCAAGUACAAAGUAGCUGUUUUAAUGCAAUAUCAAAACGUCUAGAUUUUUUGCUUUUGUGACCGGUCUUUGUCCUUCGUCUGUCUGUCUGUCCGUCCGUCCACAUCAUGAAACUUGGUCAGAAGCUUUGUCCCAAUGAAAUCUCGGUCGAGUUCUGGUCAGUUGAAUAACAUGGCUGCCAGGGGGGGGGGGGGGGGGGGGGGGCAGUUUUCCUAAUUUGGCUAUAGAGAAAUCUUGUGAACACUCUAGAAGUCACAAUUUUUGCCCAAUCAUCAUGAAAGUUGGUCAAAAGAUUGGUUUUAUUGAUAUCUUGAACGAAAUGGUCCAGAUCGGUGAAAAAACAUGGCUGCCAGUGGGCGGGGCAUUUUUCUCUAUAUGUAUAUAGUGAAAACAUGUGAACACUCUAGAAGUCACAUUUUUGGUCCAAUUUUCAUGAAAUUUGGUCAGAACAUUUAUUUCCUUGAUAUGAGAGUUGAGUUCGAAAAUGGUUCCGGUAAGUUGAAUAACAUGGCUGCCAGGGGAGGACAGUUUUCCUUAUUUGGCUAUAGAGAAACCUUGUAAACACUCUAGAAGUCACAAUUUUUGCCCAAUCAUCAUGAAAGUUGGUCAAAACAUUGGUUUUAUUGAUAUCUUUAUUCUUUGACGAGUUCGAAAAUGGUCAAGAUCGGUGAAAAAACAUGGCCGCCAGUGGGCGGGGCAUUUUUCUCUAUAUGUUAUAUAGUGAAAACAUGUGAACGCUCUAGAAGUCACAUUUUUGGCCCAAUUUUCAUGAAAUUUGGUCAGAACAUUUGUUUCCUUGAUAUGAGAGUUGAGUUUGAAAAUGGUUCCGGUGAGUUGAAUAACAUGGCUGCCAGGGGUGGGGGUGGGGCAGUUUUCUUAUAUUUUUAUAGUAAAAAAAGCUUGUGAACACUCUAGAAGUCACAUUUUUUGCCCAAUCAUCAUGAAACUUGAUGAAAAGAUUGGUUUUAUAUAUAUCACAUAAUAAAUGCCAUAAUUAUUUUUAGAUUGUCCAAAUUUUCAUUAUAUUAUACAAAAUCCUUGUAAACACUCUAGAGGUCACAAUUUUGUUUCAGAUUUUAUGAAUCUUGGUCAUAAUAUUAAUUUUUGAAAGCAAAGUUUGAUGUUUGGUAAGGGGGGUCUACUCAAAAUAUAGGUCUGUCACAAGGUCAAAUCUUACAAAAUGAAAAUCACUCCAUAUGCCAGAGUUUUGGUUCAAUAAUGAUGAAACUUGACCAGGAUGUUUGUCUGGACAAUAUCUAGGUCAAGUUUGACGUUUGGUAAAGAUUGAAUGAACCGACUCCUCUCAGGUGAGCGAACUAGGGCCAUCUUGGCCCUCUUAUUUCAACAUUUGAUAUUGUCCAUUAUAAAUGUGGUCAUAUUAAGAUCAUUCUCAUUUAAAUUAAAGGUAUAUUAAAACUAUAAUAAGGUGUGGGCAAUCUAGUUGGAUCGCUCUAAAGGAAGGAAGUUGUGUAUCACAUAUUUUUUUUGGUGCGGUGACCAGACAACUCGUCCCACUGCCAACUCGCCCCAGGCCAACUCGCCCCAAAAAUAAGACUAGUCACCCCAAAUUUGUUGGACAACUCGCCUCAACCUUAAGACAACUUGCCCCAAUUUAUUUUUGUACAGUUUGCGAGGCAUGUAUGUAUUUUAAUAAAUUUGUAUUUCAUCAGUAUUUUGAAUACAUUUGAAUAUAAUUAAUACAGGUUGCCUGAAAUGUUGUGUGGGUUAUUUUUUACUAUUAUUAUAUACAAUUAUUUUGUAAAUGAAAUAUUUGUUAAGUUAGCUAUGCUAGUUCUUUGUUUAUUUAUAUUUAAUGAAAUUAUCAAUACAUGAAUUCGAACAUUA